Molecule: messenger RNA, 1552 nt
Organism: Pocillopora damicornis (cauliflower coral)
Lineage: Eukaryota; Metazoa; Cnidaria; Anthozoa; Scleractinia; Pocilloporidae
Product: discoidin domain-containing receptor 2
Source: RefSeq, a predicted model, not a curated record
CUUAGCAACGGGGAAAAUAUGGCAACGAUGUCUGAAAGACAGAGUUAUGAGACACUUAGCUAUUUCUGUCAAUGGCGGACAAAUGAAUUCAUUACUUUUACCUCCUAAAUAAAUAUAUGGGGUACAAGAUCGCAAACAUACCGUGAAGUAGACGAAAAGAACCAUUCAGUACUGAAGUAUUUUCAGUAAAAGGUAUAAACUACUUAUGUCGCUUUUUGUGACUAUGUUUUGUUUUUUCUUGCAUUGUUAGUAAUCGCUACAUUUCUCGAUGAAUGAUUCUAAAUAUUUACGGUGUCGUAUGAAGCUCCUAUGAAGCGUCAACGACUGACGUCACUGUAAUUAGCUGACCAAUUAGAUGUCCAUAUUGACCGUGAGUUAAGAUUUGUGAUUCGCACUUGGACAGGAAAUCCCCCGGCACUAACCACCUUUAUUAAACGAACGGACGUACAUGCUAAACAGAACACAGUCUGAUUGCUUCCAGUUAUUAACUGAAUAACAUGUCCGGAUUUGAUCAUAAGUUAUAUUUCCGCGUCGCUUUGCUUGCUUUGAUUUUUCUCUUGGCCUCAGGAAUAUGUGUUGAUUUGGAUCUUGGAGUGGGAAAUGGAACAAUUCCUGACAAUGAAAUAACUGCUUCUUCAGAGCAAAGUGCCAACACACCAGCCAAGAAUGGUCGACUGAACUACUCAUCAGGAUCAUCAUGGUGUGCAGGAACAAGUGACACCAACCCAUAUCUACAAAUUGACCUACAGACACUUCAUAUCAUCUGCGCUGUGUCCACUCAAGGGAAUUCUCAAGGAGAUCAUUGGGUGAAGAACUACAAACUACAAUUAUCAAAAGAUGGUGAGAAUUGGACGGACUAUAAGGAAGGCGGAAAAGUUAAGGUUUUACAAGGAAAUAAUGAUGGAAACUCAAGUGUUAAGCAUGUUGUUUAUGGAGUGUUAUCAAGAUAUUUGCGUUUCCUGCCACAAAAUCACCAGGGCAGGGUGUGUAUGAGAACAGAGGUGUUUGGAGCGAAACAAAAACCAAGUGAGUAUGGAAGUAAUCCGUAAUGAUGCAUGUAUAUUAUCAGACAUCCCCUUAAAUUGAAGGCCAGUCUAAGGUACUCUGCUUAUCUUGAAACAAGUUUUUAAAAUCCGCUGGCUGUGUUAUUUUGGUGACAUGUUCUUGUAACUUGGAUUCAAGUGGCUAAAAUAAGACACACCUCUGUUCAUGAACUUAUCAAAAACACCAAGCUGCUCAUGAAAACCUUUUAUACUUAGGCUCAAUGUUGAAUUCUGUGUCUAUACUCACCUGGGAAACUUGAUUCGCGUAGAAGGAAAAUAGUUGAUACGAGAUUUCACUGAGUUUAAAUCUAUUGUUAGUGCUCAAACUCCAUUUUGAACUUAAAACUUAAAUCUUAGUUUGCAUCUUGAAUUAACUUUUGGUUUUAGUGUUUGACAGUAUGUUGGUUUUUCUAUGUAAGGUACAUAUAGCAUCUUCCUUGCUUGUGCCAUUGCAUUGUCUUGCAUUGUGGUUGUGUUGCUCAUUAUUAUUUGUGGACUGAUAUUGCAUC